CAAUAAACUGAAAGCUAAAAUCAAAAUCAAAAGCUUGUUUUGUGUGAGAAUUCCUUAAAUGAUUAAUGGAUUCAGUUUAAAGAGCUUCAAAGACACACCUGUUUCUGCUUAGUCAUCAGCGGGUUUGCUUGUGUUUGGAGGUUCUUUGAGUUGACACAUCUUCACACAUUCUGAUGGUUUUCACACAUAAAACGAUGGGAUCACAAAGAGAGAACAGUAUAUUCACAUUAGUCUGGACAUCCAUCUGUUGGGACCACGCUGGCUCCUGACCUCCAUCCUGAUGACCACGGCUCUGGUUCUCCCCGCUCUGAGCCUGGACAGCCUGCUCUGCUUCUACUGUCCUCUGCAGCACAAAGGCAACUCCUGCCCCAACAUCACCAGCCAGUGUCUGCCUGAUCAGCGCUGUUCCAGCUCCAGAGGCCACUACGGCUCCCUCCACAUCCUGUCUGCUCAGGGAUGCGUGGACACCAAACUCUGUGGCUCCCAUGAAAUCACCUCCUAUCGGGGGGUCAAAUACAACGUCAGCCACACCUGCUGCUGCAAAGACGAAUGUAACGGUCGGCCGAAGUCUGACGCCAAUCUGAAGAAGCUACUGGGGAUGAUGGCAGUAAAAACAAAUCAUCGUAACAUCGCUAAUGUUCUUAGAGAGGAGCUUUGGGAUUCAUGUGCCAAUUACACAUCAGGGAGCUCCACAUUACCUGACUCUGCAUCAUAGGAGUGCUU
Anoplopoma fimbria (sablefish) is the source of this 723-nucleotide messenger RNA. Its product is annotated as protein Bouncer-like. The transcript is spliced from 2 exons. Bases 281 to 715 code for a protein of 144 amino acids. Lineage: Eukaryota; Metazoa; Chordata; Actinopteri; Perciformes; Anoplopomatidae. The record is from RefSeq and is a predicted model, not a curated record.